This is a messenger RNA of Bactrocera tryoni, 10130 nucleotides long. RefSeq lists its product as uncharacterized. The record is from RefSeq and is a predicted model, not a curated record. Bases 213 to 7832 code for a protein of 2539 amino acids. The transcript has 10 exons. Lineage: Eukaryota; Metazoa; Arthropoda; Insecta; Diptera; Tephritidae.
AUAAUUUUUAAGUGUGACAGUAGUGUAUUCAUAGUCAAGAGCGAAUCACCCGACGAUCUUCGAAACAACAACGAAAUACAAAGCCACAUAGCCAGUACAUAUAUAAAAAUCUUGAGCUAAAAUCAGUGAAGAGUACACAAACUUGAUUAUAAAAACUUAUAUAAUAACUCUAAAACAACAAGGAAAAUAUAAAAAACCCGUAUCCAUACACGAUGGCCACCGUUCAACGUAAAUUGGUUCACAAACAAUUCAACUCCCCCAUGGGACUUUAUUCGCAGCAAAAUGUCAAGGAAACAUUGGAUCGUGAGCUGAAGGCUUUCGGCGCUGAUGGGAUUGAAGUUGAUCCCGAAAUUACCAAAACAUUGGCUAACUCAGCUGUUUUGCGGGCCGUAGAAGAAGAAGAGCAAAUGAAAUGCGAUGUUACUUGUGAACGGCAAAGUCGCCCGCGGCAGCGCAGACCGCACCCUACGGCGUCUGAGUACUAUGAGCAGUACUAUGACCAAGUCAUGCACACACCAGUGCACCAGCAGCAGUUGGAGCAAAUCAAAACGCAAUACCUGUGCCAUCAGCACGACAUCACCAUUGACCGUGAUACGGUGUUGAAGAUAAAUCGCCUUGCCACACGCAGGAAUUUGCAUAAACGCGACCACAGCUGGCCGCCACCGUGCAGCGAUUACGCUAUGGGGGCUGAAACCAUUGCUCCAAGCAGUGAGGCCGUGGUGGCAGUGGGCCGCGGAACGCAAUCACUCACACACUCGCGUAGUUCUUCGAGAGAACAGCAAAGCCAUCAAUUGCGACAUGAACAGCAACUAAAGCAACAACAACAACAAGCCAAAAGCAAUGGUACAAACAAUGCAUUGCACUUCGCGGAGAGCGUUUGUAAGCAGCAUGGCAUCGAUGCGAUACGUGAGAAAUUCAAUAGUCCCACGCGAAUAAUUGAACCGACGCCCACCGAGUUGCGGCAACGCAAUAAAAUGGAGCAAUUGCAAUUUCGAAAGCAAAAACUACAGAAAAAUGCGACAAAUAAAUCAGCACGUGUCACCGAUAGCUCCCCUGAGACGCGCACGAACAUCUCUACCGAUGGCGUUGUUGGCAAGGCGCAACAAACAUUGACAAAUGUGUACAAUAACACGGCUAAUACAUCAUCGGUCAAUGCGGCUGUAGAUUCUUUAGGGUGCACCAUCGCGGCGAAUGUGGCAGAAACCACCAGUUGGCCUACAGCCAUAAAAAAUGAUGAGCGGAGAGGGGAGUUGACUAAUAUUGCCACCACUAACAGCUUCGAUGCUUCACAUGAUUACAGUACGCCGAUGGCGCGCGGCUUCUCCGCACCCGAAACAAAAGCGGCCGAUGAAAAUAUUGGAUUGGUGGAGCCACGCCGCUAUUAUUUCGAACAAUUGGCGCGUCGCGAUGAAGGACCGCCUAAAAAAUGGCACAGUUAUGACAAUAUUGUCGCUGUCACAUCGGACCAACAACAAAUCACCAAGCAAAGUGUUGCAACAGCCGCCAUCAAUAAUAAUAGACAAUCACAGUCGCUAGAUCGCGGACGCGCACAGCAACAGCGUAGACGGGAGCAGUUGCCACCACAAAAGCCACGGUCAGCCGGCGGUGCGGCCAGUGGUGGCAGUAGUCCCGCUGCGCGUAUCACACCAGUGAGCAGUACAAGCGAAUUCAAUGUAACGCCACUAAAAAGCGAAAGCAGAGAUUUUGGGGAUGGUCGCACUGGCGUGGCAAAGCCAACGCUACUAACGAGCCAUCCAUCAAGAUCGAGUGAAGGCAUGUCACCGCGCGUACAGCGACGUGCCAUUAAAUUGGCAACCGAGAUAAAAAUAUGUUACGAUGACUCGGGCGCUGUUCAAUCAUUCGGUUCAACUGCUGCGCACUUGGAUGAUAACGGUGGAUUGGCUUCCAGUAAUAAGCGACAAAUUCAAACUGAAGCUACUAAAGCUGCACAGCUUCAAAAGAGUAACGAUAAAAAACUGCCAACAGAGCCAGUUGGCACGCAGACGGUGGGCGACCUGGAAGACAUACCACUGCCGGCGCCACCAAAAGUUGAAAAUAUUUCAUCUACAAACGCAAAGCACAUGACAUGUAGUAAUGCCGCGGGCACGGGCUUCGAGCCUUCAAUUGUGGUGCAACGAACCCAGAAACCGUCCAGCCAAACACAUAAACAGCAGCAACAAAGACGACGCUGUAAUAGCGAAAGAAUCAUACCAAUCGAGCUGGAAAAGCAUGACCCACUUGAACACCGUAAACCACUUAAAGAAGCGCCCCGUCGCGAUCUUAGCACUGUUAGCGCGGAUCAGCUUUACGAUGAUGCUUGCAUAUAUUUGCGUUCAAUCGAUUUGGAUGACCGAACCGUCGCAUACAUACCCGCCGCAAUUACAAUUGUACCCUCACCCCCUGAGGAAAUGUUGCAACAUGCGACAACUGAUGGACAUUCGCCGACACUCAAGGCCGGUAUAGUUACUAGGAGACGAAAAGAGCAGCCUCCGUCAGUUACUGCUCGUACAUCGUCGCAAACUUUCGCCACCAUGCCGAGGGCAAAUACUGAAAAAUCCACCUCAGUACCUGGAUCUUCGAAACAGUCAAUUGCUAGUGAGGCUAUUAAUAGAAAGAGUAAUAAUAAAGUUAAUUGCAAUGGUGGCUAUAAAAUGAACGUGCCACCAAGCGAACCAAAAGAGGCUCCGUGCAAAAAACCCACACGCUCAGACGCAUACCAAUUACCCAUAUAUAAUACCUCCGAUAUAAAAUUGGAUGCAGCACAACCAAAAAACCUGCAGAAAGCGAUGAGAAGCGCCAACGAAAAUGAAGUUGCCAAAAGCAACAUACAAGCCGCCGCAGGACAACAGGGCCAGCAAAGAAUACGGUCCAAUCGACCUCGCGGCAUUUACUACACCGAUGGUGAAUACUUGUAUGGGCCAUUUGGUGAGAUUCCUGACACGUUUGAAACACACAUCACACCAACAACAGUAAAGCAAGCACCAGAAACGAGCAAACGAAAUUGUGCUGAUGGAAAUGAGUGGCAAAUAAACAACAAGGCGACGAAGGCACGGCAGAAAGAGCAACAACAAAAGGCAGCAUGUCGCAAUACAAUAAACAUGCAACGCGCUCGGUGGCCGCCCACGACAACGGUGGAGCCAACUAAUGAAGGACCAAGUCGAAAUUCUGAGCUAAUGGAAGUGUCAGAAGCAGAACUGCAGGGGAAAAAUGCUAUCGAAAUAGCGGCGCUCGAAACAAAAUAUGGACGCUUUCAGCAAUCAAUUGCCGAGCAUCUGCGUCAAAUUGACACCUACAUGGAAAAUGCAAAAGCCGCGCUAAAUCGCAGUUUACCUCAUCCACAACAAGGGCAUGAGCAUGAAUAUGACAAAACCUGCCUCCCAAAAGUAUCAAGGCAAUCAGCUCCACUGACAACCCAAACUCAACUGGAACAGUCUCAGCUACAGGACCAACAAGGCGUCGAAGCCACGCUCGCACCGGAGAGCCCCCUGCACACGAUAGCCCGUCAGUGGUUGGCGCACCGACCGCUGCACAUUGUUAGUGACACUGAUGACAAUCUGCAUGAAAUGGAAGCUCUUGUGCAUCCUGUCGUGCUGGAAAAUAUGCCUGUGGUUGAGCAGGCUCUGCAGGAUUUGUCCGCUAUUAAGGUGGAUGGUACAGCAGCAAAUCUGACGGCCAAGUAUGCGGGCGAUUUAGGAAGUCGAAGUGGCGACGAUGGCAGUGUAUUACAGCCACUAAUGCGUCGUCUGAUUGCGGUGCAAAGCAAACAGCCGAGCGCAGCACUCCCAGACCACGCAGUCACUUUGAAGGAUCGUAAAGAUAUCGAAGGAUUGCUGCUGAUUGAGCACCAUAUUGCACCCACUGCAAGUUUAGCGAAACGUGUGACUAUAUUGGAAAAUCUGGACGAUGCCGCUGCUCCGCCUAGGAGUAAGCCUAGUAAUUUCGUCCUAAUUGGAAUUGAAGAAGGCAAUAAGGAGUAUAACGUUAGCCACGAGAUUGGAGCGGUAAAUGACAAAAUUGAUGACAGCAAUAAUUGCAAGCGCUCAGCAGAUAAGAGUUGUAAUAACAUUGCUGAGUCGAAGGAAGAUCCAACCAUGGCUGAAAUGUCUACGGAUAAUGGAAACGGGCAAGUUAAUAUUACAAACACGGUUGAUGAAGUCGCAAAUCAGCAGACGCCUUCAGGUACGAGCGGUCGAUUCGGUCACAAAAUCAACUCGAAAUUAGGCGCUAAAUCAACAAGUACUUUCGAUAUAAUCACGGCAGGUAAAGGCACCAACGAACAUGUGAUUGAUGUUGUUGGCAAUUAUGAGCAACUAAUGCAGUUGCAACAAGGCAUGACGCCGGCAGCGAAACCAAAAGCAACAGCAGUAACUAAAAGUAAGCACACACAAACACAAAAACCACAGUUUCAGGAGGUUUCACUCAACCGCCCAGACCUGUGUGCCGCAAAAACAACACCUGUACCCAGACGACGUGCAACCACAUUGACAGGCGAAAAGCCUACAACAUGCACAACUGGAGCACGACCAGCAUUCACAGUGUCGGCGGACGAAGGUGGAAGCGAGCAACAUAAGACCGUUACUAGCCGCUGGCAAAAUGAGUCCUUGCGACGACAACAACGCCAACAACAACAACCAUCUGAAACAUCGCAAACUCCAACUCCACCAAUACCGCCACCACUGCCACCACUGACCCGUGCAGGAAGCUUGCCGAAAGAUUUAUGCAAAAGUGUGGUUUCUGGUUAUAUUUCCACGCAUCAAUCGCAGGAGCAGCUGGUGGGACAGGUAAUUGACAAGCUGCAGGUGGAUGUGGCGUUGCAACGAGAUUGCGAGCAACUAAGGCAAGCAGAGCCAGAAAAUGCAGACAACAAUGAAUCCGUAGCUGCAAUUGCUAUCGAAACCUCAAAUCAAGAUCGUCUCAGAGAUCCGUUAGUUGAGCAACGACAGCCGGCCGAAGAAUUUGCAAUGCAACAACUAAAUCAACAGCAAUCAGCAAUUCUACCAAUAACGAAAAGUAACCAAAAACCAUGCGACCAACAGAAUGCGCAAUCAAGUGAAAUCACAAUUCCAAGCAGCAGGAUUAACGCCCACUCUGCGGAAGCCACGAGAGCUGCUCACGGCACUGCUGCAGCGACAGCAUCACAGCUGGCUGCACAGAAGGUGGUAACAGACGAAUCAACAAUAACGGGUUUAGCUUCAGGAGGACUACACAGCCGUACGAUUGCCGGGCGUCGAGGCAAAUUAACGCUGCAUAUCAAUGGAGACAAUAAAAACUAUCUUGAGUCGGACAGCACGGAUGGUUUCGAUACGUACAAAGCCACCUACGAAAUACCUAGCCCCUGUUUUAAGCAGCAAAUAAUCUGGAAGCAAACAGUCGAUGUGCCACAAAUUAAAGACACCAAAUUCGCCACUGCCUCAGAGCUAGGCAGACACAGCGAAGACAACAACGAUAUGCAUUUUGAUGCAAAAGCCGGGGAUGAAGCAACUGCAAGCAAUCAAUCACUUACAGCCAAGCUUCAGUUUGUCAAACAGCAAUCAAGAACUCCCUCGCCAGCCACUUUGAAAACACGUCUACAGCCACCUACCGCCACUCGAUGCUCACGCAGUCGCUCCAAAAGCCCAUGUCCCACGCAAGCCAACCGCUCACCCACGCGCAAAUAUCCCGCCGCAUUAAUUGAGCCUAACGCACCGACCCGUGCCGCCUCACCAUUCGGUCUGAAUCCGCUCGACAUCACCGACCUGAUUGAUGACACUACACACGAGUACGGUGACAAUGGUGUGGAGCUCUCCAAACGGACUUCGAGCGCUCAAUUAGGCGACACCAAAUUCGCCAGCUCGCCUGCAACGUGUAGGCUGUUGGCCGAGUUUGUGCCACAGGUGGAAGGUCACAAUGUUGGUUUAUUGGUGCGUGCAUCUGUGGAUCCACAAUCACAGCAGCAGUGGGAGAGAAAAGUGCGGAGUGUGCCACAAGCCAUCGCCGCGCAAUGCAACGAAAAGGCGCAAAUUGAAAUGGACAAUGCACUCACGCACAGCGCCGCCACGCAUUAUGCUGAUGCCGCGUCUAGUGAUGAUGAUGUUGACUACUGUGUCGACGAGCGGCAACAGCAUAUCGCCGAUGGUGACAAACACUCCAUAAAAGGUCCUUCGCCAGCGGUCCCUUUAACACCAUCUCCAUCCUUGGCAUACUGUGCACGUGCUGGCAGCUGGCAACCGAUGAUGAGCGAGCGGGUGCAUGACGCCUGCCGUAAUGAAACGGUGACGACACCAACACAGUCGUUGGCGGGCAGCAGUGUUGCUGAUUCAAACGCCACCGCAGUCGGGAUGGGAGAAUCAGAUUUUCUGCCUGCACGCCAGCGGGGACACCGCCGCGAAUCGCGACAAGAGGAAGUAGUCCUGGACAACGACAGCCGGCAGCAAAGCCUAGAUACUGUUGGUGAGCCUACAGUCGCAACGCCACGUGAGUGUGGCAUUAUUAAUCGCUCGUUCGAUAAUGUUUCACCGCGUCCCUACAUCAGCGUCGAAGGUUAUAAGCGCGUUGCUUGGCCGCCCGUAUCCGAGGAGCGCGUUGUUAGGGAAUUCACGCCCCAACCAACCUCUGGCCACUACCCCGUGUCGGGCUCGCUACCACAACAGCCAGGACAACAGCAGCAGCCACAACACUUGCAGCAGCAGCAGCAGCCACUUCAACAGCAACAACAACAACAGCCAGCUGCGCCAGCCAACCAGGGUAUCAUUUAUAAUAACGUCAGCCGUGGUGUUCGCGAUAGCACAUCUCAUCCUUAUAUACAACCACAACAAUAUCAUCAGUCGCAACAGUCGCAACAACAACCCAUACAAUAUACCCAAGCACAAUUUAACCGCCAACCCUCACAUGAGCCAGCUGGUUCACCAUAUGGACAACCUUUAAGCGACCAGUACGGACAGCAGAAAACGGCCUCACACUACCCAACGCACAACUACCCCAUUGAACAGCAACAACCUGAGCAACAAUAUGAACCGAAUGCCUCAGCUGGUUGGAGACCUAUCCACCCGCCUGUGCCUAAGGCGCGUAGUGAAUUCCUAGCAAAUCCUGUAGGUGGCACACCAUUUUAUCCUAGCCGGAGCCAACAAAAUCCAUCUACACCACAGUAUCGUGCAACAUCUUACGAUCAAUAUCAAGCGCCACCGCAGGCACAAAAAUAUCCGCCUCACCAGGGGUCGCAACCUCCUUACGCUCAGCAGCCCUACUCGCAGCCGCAGCAACAGCAGCAACCGUCUUGGGCGCAUAAUCAACCUGCCCAACAAUAUCAACCGGUUCAGGCGCCUUAUCAACAGAGACCUCCGCAGCAACAAUAUCAGGCAGCUCCUCCAUCUAAUUAUCAAUCGCAAGCAUAUCAUCAAACUCCUCAACAACAACAGCAACCCCAACAAUAUUCGACUGUACCACAAUCCAAUCAAUAUAAUUCUUAUCCACAGCCUCAACACGUUGGUCAGGAUCAGCCCGAUCACCAAGCACAGAAUUUGCCACAAGAUUACCGCGGCGGAAGUCCCGGAAUUAUAACGCUGCGCAAGGAGGCACCCGUUACGCAAAAGCCAGCCCCUGUUUACAACGCACAACCAGCGACCGUUAGCUUUCAAGGAGGCAGCAACAUGCGCGGAGACUUGAAGUGGCCACCGCCAGAAUAUAAAGAAGCCGCAAUACGCGAAAAUGAAGAACGGCGCCAACUGGCCCUGGGACCAGUAUGCCGCCCACGGAAAGUCAAUCGCGAUUACACAACAUUCUUCGCCAAGAACGCGCUGAACAGCUACUACCCCAGCUACAAGACACCACCAGGCACACAACACAUGUUCGCCUAAAAGGUAUGAACACCAGAUUGCUGAACCCUCGAAACAAAUAAAUGAAACAAUUUCGCAAAAAACAAUAUAUCACAAAAAAUUAAAAAAAAAAUAAAUAAAAAACAAAAAUACAUUGGAAAAUGACGAAAAAAUGUAAUUAACUGUACAUUAUAACGAAAAGAGACAUCAACUAAUCACGAACUAACCAAACGGAGCAUUGAAAAGCAGAAAAAAAUAUACUACGUCAAAUUUACACUAACGAAUUUUGUUCUCAAAUCUGUACAUGGAUAAUCGAGAUGUGUAGGGAUAGGUUAGCCCUUUACCCAUAACGAAGUGCUUGGGAAUGUGUGAGUCUACGAGUUCGUCGGCUGUUCGUUUGUGCUCAACGAAGCGGGGGUACGUUAAAAACUGCAAAAUGAUACACGGUAUUCUACAGCUACAACAACUACGCGUGCCACUGGCCUUUGAACACGCCCGCAACAGCGAGAACCCAGCGGCCAAUGCAUUCAAAAAUCGAUGUUCUCACAUACACAUUGUGUGUAUGUGAUAAUUUUCUGUUAAAUUAGAAUUAUUUAUUUUCGUUCUACAAUGAAUUCGACUGGCACCGUCCAUACGCACAUGUACAUACAUAUGUAUAUGCAUGUACUGCGUGUAUGGAAUGGACCAAGUUAGCAUUGAUUUAUUUGGAAAAAAUUUGAUUUUUAGUUGUAAGUGAACAAACGACGCCCACUCGAUGUAAAUUAGUUUUGCAUACAUAAAUACUUGGAAACCUGCCUAAGAUGAACUCCAUCUUAGCACGUUGGCGCAGAACUACAAAAACGUUUCACGAAAACCCGACGCCGACAUGAAAUGAGUUUUCAAACCAAAUCAAAUGAAAAUACAAAACUGAAAACUGCAAACUAGCAAAAUACAAAAAUUCUGAAGCGAACUACGGCAUAUGGAUGAUGGUUAUACGAUUUUGACAAAACGGAAACAUUUUAAAUUUUAUUUAAAAACUGCUUCUUCGAAAGCAAAGAAGUUGUAAUUUAUUUUAAUUGAUAAUGUGUUUAUUAAUUUAGUUGCAUAAACUUGCAACAUGCAGAUUUUUAAUUUUGUUUCAUUUAAAAUUGUUAUUGCAUAGAAAAUACAAAAAAAAAAUACAUAAAACAAUAAUUAAUAUAUUAAUUAAUGGAAUAUAUAUUAAAUAUUAGUUUUCUCCAAUUAUUAUUAAGGAAAAGAGCAUACCUAGCGUAUAAAUAUAUAAUACAUAUAUAUAUAUAGAAACAGUCACACCAACAAACAAACUGUUGCAGACCCUAGUUGUAAGAGUAGCAAAACGCAAAACAAAAUUAUUUUAGUAAAAUGUAAGAAUAGGAGCAGUGUACAUUCAGGCAACAAAAACCAUGUUGCAUGAUCGGAAAUCACUAAGAUAUAUUGAAACUUGUGAAAGUUAUGUAACAAAUGUAUAUGAGAAUACAUAGAAAGUUCACAUGGUGACUACAUAUGUGCAUCUAUCAGAGGUGUAAGUCAAUAAAUCUUACGUAUAAUUCAUGAAAUCACUUUACCUCAGUGCACACACUUUGCGCCAUUAGGCUGGUUAACUGCGGCAAGUGGGCGCUCGCUUCUCAGGCUAUAACUAUUUAACAACGAGGAUGCCAUUAUAGCCUUUGGGCGGCGCCGGCUGGCCCCGGGUUCCCACGCAUGGUUGCACCAAUGUGAUAUUGCACUGAUCAUUUAUGAUAUUUAACCAUUUAUGCGAAUAUAAAUACAUAUAUACACAUAAAAUAUGUAUGUAUUUGUAUGUCAUUAUAACUCGAACCGACUACCGGCAAAUUCGUACUGGCUUUACGACUCGAUUAUGACAAAAAAUCACUGAUUUGAAAGAAAAUCACACGACGUACUUCCAAACGGAAGGAGUACGCACACAUAGAGAAUGGUUUGUUUCGCCACCAAAUCAUUUAAUAUGAAAAAAUCGGAAAAUCAAAAAAAAAAAUACAAAAAUAUGCCAAUAAUACAACAUCUGCAAACAUUAUUAUCCAUAUAUAUAUAGUAUACACACACCUGAUAUCGAAUUGGCAACAUAAGUCAUAAAUGUGUAAUUUUACUAAAAAAAACGGAGAGCUCGACGAGCUCUUCAAAAUUCAGUGUUUUGCUAAAUUGGCAUAAAAGAUAACCCCAACAUUUUAUUGUUCAUAAUAUUGUAUUAUCUAACUCGACAAUUAACAGUACAUUGUAAAAGAUGUGAUUAGUUGAUGGAUUAAGAAGGUACACAACUACAUUAGAAUAAAACUUGAUGAAAUCAAAUAAAUGUAAAUUUGUACAUCUCUCUGACCAAACGAA